Rangifer tarandus platyrhynchus (Svalbard reindeer) is the source of this 366-nucleotide messenger RNA. The record is from the annotation of a GenBank genome assembly. NCBI's taxonomy places the organism in Eukaryota, Metazoa, Chordata, Mammalia, Artiodactyla, Cervidae.
AUGGGCAGGGCCUGGCUGUCACCCCGCAGCGUCCCCUGCACCCCUCCACCAUCGGCUGGAAUCCACUCCCACCCGCUGCAGGGCCCUGAGAUGCAAAGCUGGUGGCUUCUGCGGAAUAGAAAGGCAACUGUUCAGACCAGGCCCUUCAGCUGCCAAAAAUGUGGAGUGUUCGCUGUCUGCCCCCGGCCCGCCGACCAGACCCGGGCCCUGUGCCCCCAGCCUAGGCCCCUGCCUGGCACUCUGCAGGUGAAGCACGCACCCCGCCCCUCUGGCCCCGCGGCCUUCGCUGGCACCUGCCUCUGCAGGACUGGCCACCUCAGGCUCCACCCGGCACUGCGCUGUCCCGAAGGCCCCGUGUGGUUCUAG